Nymphaea colorata (pocket water lily) is the source of this 1622-nucleotide messenger RNA. RefSeq lists its product as uncharacterized. Bases 142 to 1476 code for a protein of 444 amino acids. NCBI's taxonomy places the organism in Eukaryota, Viridiplantae, Streptophyta, Magnoliopsida, Nymphaeales, Nymphaeaceae. The record is from RefSeq and is a predicted model, not a curated record. The transcript has 4 exons.
UGCGACUCGUCCGCGGACAAACAAACAACCCCGCCUUUCCCCUUUCCCGCGGAAAAAAGGAGAGAUCGAACGUCUCUGUUCUGUACAGAUCAGACUCACCUCUCUCUCUCUCUCCAUCACGGAGGCGCACACGCAAAGGCCAUGGAUGCCCCUACAAGGAUCGCCGUCCUGAGAAUUGCCUCUUCAUCUUCCUCGGGAUCUCACCUCUUUCUUUCUACCAACCGCACCAGCAGGAAUCUUCUCUGUCUACAUUCUUCAGAGAGGAGCAGCGCUUUCGCUUGCCCUAGGCUGCUUCCUUCUUCCCAAUUGAUCAACUCCGGGGGGGUCGGGAGUGUCCAUUCUGGGAGAAAUAAUGCUGACGAGUUCGCCGUCCCCACCACCAACAAGUGUUGCACCAAUUCUCAUUUACUAAUAGUUUGUCCGCGUAAUUUCAUCAAUCGCCACCGAUGCUUUGGUAAUUCAUCCUUGGCAUCUUGCUCGUCCCUGCCGUUUCCAAUCUCUAAUCGAGCCCCCUUCUUGUCGAAUUCCAUCAUCUUGCAUUCUUGGCAGCUUGGCAGAGCUACGAACUCCUCUGAAUCCGGUAUCGAUAAGAGGUACCAUGUUUGGCAUCGGGAGUUUGAGAUUAAACGCUCGGAUCGGCCGCUUGACCUCGCGGUGGUGUUGCUCGGAUGGCUGGGCGCUGAGCGAAAACAUUUGAAGAGGUACGCAGAGUGGUAUGCUUCCCGGGGAAUCCAGCCGAUCACUUUCGUCGUUCCUCUCAAAGAUUUGUUAGGCUUCGAUAUUGGUGAGAGGAUUGAGCAGCGGUUGUCGAUGUUAGCUGACGAACUGGUAGCUUGGUUGACUGAAAGGGCAGAGGAUGGGAAGGAAAGGGGAUUACUGGUUCAUACCUUCAGCAACACAGGGUGGUUCAGUUAUGGUGUCAUAUUGGAGAACCUUCAGUCCAAGGGUAACCUGACCGAGAAGAUAAAAGGAUGUGUUGUUGACUCUGGACCAGAACCAGAACUAAACCCAGUGGUCUGGGCAUCUGGAUUUUCUGCUGCAAUGUUGAAAAAGCGGAACAGCUUGACAAGCAUGCCUAAGUACGGUUCAGAAGACACGUCAGUUCAAGAUGCAGCUAAGUUGCAAGAAAGUGGGACUUCAAUUGCUGAGAUUGUGCUUUUGGCAGCGCUUGAGAAGUUUUUCUCGGUUUUCUUGAAGUUACCUGCUGUAAAAGAGAAGUUGGAUAGGAUUAUUUCCACUCUCUCACACAACCAACCAGCUUGUCCACAGCUAUACUUGUACAGCGGCGGUGACAGAGUUGUCCCUUGGCAGUCCAUCGAGCGUUUUAUGGCCAUGCAGAAGGCAACUGGGAGGACGGUGAUGUCUCAUGACUUCAAAACGUCUCCUCACGUGGACCAUUUUAGGACCUUCCCCGCCAUCUACGCUGCCCAACUUCAGGGCUUCCUAGAUGAGUGCAUUCCUGUUCGUCGAAAAUGAUAUUCAUGCUGCGCUGCGGUUCACAACCCUCCAUUGGAUUUUUGAUGUUCCUUCCGUUUUAUCUAGCUAGUUUCUUGCAUGUCGAAUUGCCAACCCCAUAUUUUUCAGUUCUUUCGUCUUCUUGGCCGGAUUCUUUAUGGAGAACC